AUGCUGAGCGAGCAAUUGGGUAGCGAUGAGUCGCGUGGUCUUCUUUUGGCUGUGGAUCGAAUGCGUGAACUAUUGCUCGAUGAGAGAGUCACACUACCUGAGAUUGUUGUCGUUGGUGAUCAAUCUGUAGGUAAAUCAUCAGUGUUGGAAGCAAUAUCAGGUAUUCAAUUACCCCGAGCACAAAAUAUUUGUACGCGGUGUCCGCUUGAGUUGCGAAUGAAAACAGCAACAAAUCAAGAGUAUGCAACGAUACGUAGUAGUAUGGACUCUGCUAACGAGAAACGCAUUGACGAUUUUACAACAAUAGCCGCCGAAGUCGCUCGGUUAACAUCGGAAAUUGCCGGUAAUGGGGUGAACGUCAGCGCAAAUCCUAUUUACUUAACGGUGUACAAACAUGAUAUUCCGUAUGAUCUGACACUAGUUGAUCUUCCUGGUAUCACACGAAAUGCUAUAUCUGGUCAAGCGGACGAUAUUCAUGAGCAAAUUCUAAGUUUGAUUAACAAAUAUAUUGAACCAUCGACUGCGAUUGUUCUACAUGUGAUUCCGGCUUCGACUGAUUUUACUACAUCCGAAUCGAUGAAACUUGCCAAGAAAUUUGAUUCGCAAUGUCAGCGGCAACUAAUUGCGGCCUCUAAGAUUGACAAAUUCGACAAAGGUAUCGCCGAUAAAUUGCAGGGUCGUGGUUCUGGCUCUAUGGAUCUACAGUUGGGCUGCGUCGCAGUGCUCAAUCGGAAUCAGCACGAAAUUGAUCAAAAUAUUUCAUUCGAAGAGAUGAGAAAACGUGAAAAGCAAUUCUUUAUUGAUCAUAAAGACGAAUUUCAAGAUCUACCCGAUGAUUACAAAGGAAGCGAACAAUUAGUCCGUCGUUUAGCUACCAUACAGCAAGAACGCAUUCGUCUGACAUUACCAGACAUAAUCAAAAAUUUGAAAAAGCAAAUAAAGGAAAAAAAAAAUAAAUUGAAAAAGCUUCCUGUUUCGUUGAAUACUGAAGCGGACUGUUGGGCCAUUUUUCAAUCAAUGAUUAAUACGUUCCGGGAAAGUAUCAAUGACAACGUGAAAGGUGAAUAUGAUCAGGUGGCGUCUAUGAAUACUGUGCAACAUAAGACUACGUUGACUACUCAAGAUAAUCAACUUGAAUCAGAGUAUAUAUUAGAUGAAAAUGAUGAAGAAGAUGAAGAUUAUGAAGAAGAUGAAGAUUAUGAAGAAGAUGAGAAUCAUAUAGCGUAUCACAUUUACCAAAUACAACGCAAGUUUCAAGACGAUUGUCGGAACAGUUUCACAAACUUCUUCUCAUCUCAAUAUCAUAAAGUCGUACUUCGAGAAAUCGAUCGAGCCGCUGGUAUAUCUCUGCCUAACUUUCCAAGUUAUCAAAUAAUCGUAGGGCUCUUUCGUAAAGAACUACAAAAAUUUCCCGAAUGUUGUUACAAUGCAGUCGACCAGAUGCAUGAAUAUAUGAAUCGAUGCUUAUUACGAUUGUUCGAUCAAGCGUUCAGUAAUGAUUAUCCUCGGCUAAAACAACGUCUGAAAGACAUCAUUGGAAAAAAAUUAAGUGACAAAAAAGAAAAACUGCAAGAACGCGUUGAGGAAAUACUCGAUACGGAACGACGUGUAUUCACUCUCAAUCAUUACUAUAUGGAUACGGUGAACAAAGAAAAACAACAUAUGAAGAAAAAAAAGGAGCAAUCAAGUACUGCCUCUUCAUCAUCAACAGUUGUGCAAAAGGUGAAAACUGUCAGUGAUGAACUUGCUUAUGCAUCUAUGUCUAACGAAGCACAAGCGGCAACUGACAUUCAAAUCUCUUUGCAUUCCUACUCAAAGGUCGUGGAAAAGCGUAUCACUGACAACAUCGCACAAGUAUGCUACUAUCAUUUCAUCACCAAAUGUGCACUGAAAAUGGACGAGCUGUUGAGCUGCUCAAUGCCUUCAUCACAACUGCUUCAAUACAUGCGCGAACCACACCAACAAACCCUUCUGCGAAAUAAACUUACGCAUAGCAUUCAAGCCUGUGAAGAGGCUUUGCAACUCGGCCAGAGACACAUAUAA
Adineta ricciae is the source of this 2043-nucleotide messenger RNA. Lineage: Eukaryota; Metazoa; Rotifera; Eurotatoria; Adinetida; Adinetidae. The record is from the annotation of a GenBank genome assembly.